This is a messenger RNA of Eucalyptus grandis, 1501 nucleotides long. Its product is annotated as arogenate dehydrogenase 2, chloroplastic. The transcript has a single exon. Lineage: Eukaryota; Viridiplantae; Streptophyta; Magnoliopsida; Myrtales; Myrtaceae. Gene Ontology annotation, biological process: L-tyrosine biosynthetic process. Gene Ontology annotation, molecular function: NAD+ binding; prephenate dehydrogenase (NAD+) activity; arogenate dehydrogenase (NADP+) activity. The record is from RefSeq and is a predicted model, not a curated record. Bases 93 to 1217 code for a protein of 374 amino acids.
GAGGCAAUUGAGUUUGUUCAUUUUUAAGCAACUCUCUCACUUUUCAGUUUCCCCAUCUUUGCCAGCCAGGGUUCUCUCUCGACGCAGAAAGAAUGCCGCCGUUUUCCUCCACACAGCUUUUUCAAACCACCGCCUCCCACUUGCCCCCGCUCCUCCGUCCGCUCUCUCCCUCCGCCCCUCUGUCGCCGCUUCCGCAGCCGAAACUCCUCCGCCGCAGCCUCAAGCUGCCCCUCCGCGUCCGGUCCCUCGACGCCGCCCAGCCGUACGACUACGAGGCCCAGCUCCGAUCCCACUUCCACGAGUCCUCCUCCCUGAAGAUCGCCAUCCUCGGCUUUGGCAACUUCGGCCAGUUCCUCGCCAAGACCUUCCUCUCCCAGGGCCACACCAUCCUCGCCCACUCCCGCUCCGACUACUCCGCCGCCGCCGCCGACCUCGGCGUCGCCUUCUACCGCGACCCGCACGACCUCUGCGAGCAGCACCCGGAGGUCGUCCUCCUCUCCACCUCCAUCCUCUCCACCGAGCGCGUCCUCCGCUCCAUCCCCUUCCAGCGGCUCAGACGGAGCACCCUUUUCGUCGACGUCCUCUCGGUCAAGGAGUUCCCCCGCGACCUCUUGCUCAAAUUUCUGCCCGCCGAGUUCGACGUCCUGUGCACGCAUCCCAUGUUCGGGCCCGAGAGCGGCAGGCAUUCGUGGGCGGGGCUUAGCUUCGUGUACGAUAGGGUUAGGAUUGGGGACGAUGAAUCGAGGGUCGAUAGGUGCGAGAAAUUCUUGGAUAUCUUUGCCAGGGAGGGUUGUCGGAUGGUGGAGAUGAGCUGCGCCGAGCACGAUCGGCACGCGGCCGGGUCGCAGUUCGUGACUCACACCGUGGGAAGGGUGUUGGAGAAGUUCGGAUUGGAGUCGUCGCCCAUCAAUACCAAAGGGUACGAGACCCUGUUGGAAUUGGUGGAGAACACGUCGGGGGAUAGCUUCGAUUUGUACUAUGGAUUGUUCCUGUAUAACGAUAACGCGAUGGAGCAGCUGCAGAGGUUGGACAUGGCGUUCAAGUCGAUACAGAAUGAGCUGUUUGGGCGUUUGCAUCAGAUUUAUCGUAAACAGUUGCUUGGCAAUAUGGAGGGGGCCAGAGAAUCAGGCAUGACGAAAUCCAUGGUUCAGAAGUUGCUCUCUAAUGGUGCUCCUCCACAUACCGAAGCUCCAUCGGAUCCUGACAUCACUACAUGAUUGAAUACCUGAAAAUGUCGCCUGUUGGCUUGCCUUGAGCUGCAUUGUGAAAGAUUUUUCCUUUUCUGUGUUAGGCAGUCAGUACAAUCGGUUGUGGCCUUUUGUCUAUCUAUUGAUAUGCCAUAUCUGUUCAUCUGGUGAUUAAUGUGUACACUGGAGAGGUAGUCAGCUAGUAGUUUCAAGACUUUUUCCGCGUCUCUUAGAAUAGAUCAUCUUCUGUGUUGGCAAGUGAUAUUUGAUUUUUAUUACGCAAUAAAUCAAUGAUUCCAGUAUGUCUCCAAAAA